CCUGAACCUAACCCAUUUCAUUGUUUUCUCGAUACCUCUACUGCUGCGCUCCAUGGCUGCCGCUGCUGCGCUGCUUUGUUCUUCGAUUUGUUACUCUAAAUUCUUCAUCUUUCGGUCGCUGCCUUGAGUGCUAUCCCUCUCCGCUCCCCAUCGUUCCAACGCCAGCUCCUCCUCUUGUUGUCGGCGUCUCUGCUCCUCCUCGGCUGUCUUCCUCUUCUCUUGACCCACCAUGCUUUCCUACGUGUGCUUUUGUUGCAUUCUCUUCGAUUUAUUUCUCUUCUUUUUCACAAAUCCUAUAGACUCAACAUGCUACCCCAACGAAACUGAAUCAAGCCGCGCUCUUCUCCCUCGCUGCUGCCAAUUUGUAAGACCAGUCUCCAUGGGUGCUUGACUCUCCCUUCCUCCUACCUAAAUCAGCGACAGCUACAUGCCCAAUUUCCUCCUGGACAGAAUCAGCUACUUGCUCUUGGAACCUGCCCAACCUGGUAUCAAUAGCCACCGCCGCCGUCAACCGAAGGUUGCAUUGAUACCACGCCUUUUACUUCGCUGCAUUGAUACUCCGAUCUCGAGGAAGCAGAUAAAUGAGUGUCCUCCCCGCUGCGGUAAUAGCAAGCCGUUUCGUAAAAUUCGUAAAUCGUUCGAGGACAAUUAUGAUGUUUUCUUAAGCGUCCCCGUUGUUUAUCGUUUGGAGCAAGGCCAGCCGAAUCAGCAGGCAAGCCACAGAAUGGAUCCUCUCCUAAGGUGCAUCCUUCUGGCUCCAGAUGCUCGGCCUCAGGAGCGUGGUGAGCAGUGUGUCGGGAAUGCAGACCGACAUAAGGAGGUUGUCGGACGCCUUAGCUCGACAUGAUGCGGUGGUUUUGGAGCUAAG
Arachis ipaensis is the source of this 868-nucleotide messenger RNA. Lineage: Eukaryota; Viridiplantae; Streptophyta; Magnoliopsida; Fabales; Fabaceae. The record is from RefSeq and is a predicted model, not a curated record.